This is a messenger RNA of Cuscuta europaea, 1419 nucleotides long. NCBI's taxonomy places the organism in Eukaryota, Viridiplantae, Streptophyta, Magnoliopsida, Solanales, Convolvulaceae. The record is from the annotation of a GenBank genome assembly.
CAUAUAUAUCCAUCAUCCAGUAUAUUUCUGUUCCCUUCGCUUUUUGCAUCGAAAUUCAUAUUCUUUCCAGCUAGUAUGGGUCCAUUGCUGGAUUUUCUUGGCCACUUUCUUCUUCUUCUUACCUUAGUACUACAAGUAUGGAGCUAUCAUCCAUAUGCAGAAAUGGUGUCUUCAAUUAGCCACACUGCUUGUAAUCGGUAUGAAGGAAAGUGGGUGAGUGAUAAUGAGUACCCACUUUUUUCUUCCAGUGAUUAUUUUUUCGUUCCACCCAAUCGGAAGUGUGCGGACAGAAAAGAUACAAACUACCUCCAUUAUAGGUGGCAGCCCAAUAACUGUGAACUCGCCAAGUUUGAUGCAAAGAAUUUUGUGAAAACGUAUAAAGGGAAAAUGGUGAUGUUUGUGGGAGACUCCAUAGCACAGAACCAAUGGAUGUCAAUGGCAAGCUUGAUUCAGAAUGCGUAUGGUCCUGAAUCCAUUUGGAUCAGCACCACCAAUCCCCCAAUUUUCUCUUUGUAUUUCAAACAAUACGAUCUCACUCUUGCUUUCGAGCAGAAUAGGUAUUUGGCUCUUUUGGAGGGCCAGGUUCUAAAGCUCGACAAUAUCUCAUCUAAUAGCAUCGCAUGGUGGCAGAAUGCCUCUCUAUUGGUGUUCAACUGUUAUCACUGGUUUACACACCCCAAACUUGAAUGGGCUUCUGUUGAAGUCAAUGGUACGAUUGAUACAGAAAUGGAACCCAUGGGCGUAUUCACUAAAGCUUUACAACAUUGGGGUGAAGUGGUUGAUAAUGAAAUCGAUCCCACAAAGACAAGGGUGUUUUUCCAAGGGAUAACUGCUGUGCAUCCGGAUUGCAACAAGUACAGAAUGCCCAUAAAUGAAUCAUCUUUGGCUAGUCAAAUGAAUCCCUAUACAACAGGGGAAGAAAUAAUAGAGUAUGAGCUGAGCCAAAUGAAGAGUGAAGUUACUUUUCUGAACAUUACGCUAUUGACUCGGUUACGCCCGGACUCCCAUCCGGAGUUGAUGGAAAAAGGAGUCCGGGAUUGCAGCCAUUGGUGUGUUGCCGGAGUUCCUGAUACUUGGAAUCAACUCAUGUAUGCUGAACUCUUCCCAAACUAGCUACCUACCCGGCUGGCCACCUUCUCAUGAUGAUGAUGAUCUAUUUCUUAUUUCCAUAUAUAUGGAGUAUAAAAGAAUCAAUCGAUCAAUUUGGAAAUUUAAUUAUUUAAGUAUCUUUCUUCUAUACUCAAAGCACAAAUUUAAGAACAUGAUCUUAGGCCAUGUUCAAGUUAUUCAAUUCUAUCUUGUAAUGUAUUUUUGGCCCGUAUAUAAUGGGUCGAAAUAAACAUUUUAUGUUACCGUUUUUUUAUCAUACACUAUAAGAAGUCAGAAGAUAUGAAAUCUUUACAGGAUAUUAAUAGCUAA